This is a messenger RNA of Owenia fusiformis, 1825 nucleotides long. NCBI's taxonomy places the organism in Eukaryota, Metazoa, Annelida, Polychaeta, Sabellida, Oweniidae. The record is from the annotation of a GenBank genome assembly.
CAGAGAUUGAAUAUUUUAAAAUCACUAACAAUCUAUUUCUUCUCCAGUUAACUUCCUAAAUGGCUUCUAUAAACUUUGAAAGAGGAAAAUGUAUUAUCUGCCAAGAUGAUUUUAAAGACAGUAACAGCAAUGUUGUCAAGCCAACUGUGGGACAAGCAAGAGGUGUUGCAACCUUGCUUAGAAUAAGCAAAAUGAAAGAUGAUGAAGUUUAUCAACGUAUGAAAGUAACUUGAAAACGCACCUAUUCUAUAUCACAUGAACAAUGCUUGCUACAGAGUAUACACCCAAAAACGGCAUACUGAAGAAACCAUUGAAGGAAUGGUUGGAAACACACCUCAUUCCUCAACAGCACAACCCAAACAAAUGAAAUGUUCCCUUCCACAAAGGAAUGAAGAAACUGAAACUGAUACUGAAAAAACCAUUGAAGGAAUGGUUGGAAACACACCUCAUUCCUCAACAGAACAACCCAAACAAAUGAAAUGUUCCCUUCCACAAAGGAAUGAAGAAACUGAAGAAACUGAAACUGAUACUGAAGAAAUCAUUGAAGGAAUGGUUGGAAAUACACCUCAUUCGUCAACAGCACAACCCAAACAAAUGAAAUGUUCCCUACCACAAAGGCCCUCUGUUGAAGCUGUUGAUGUACCUAAAUACCAGAAUGUUUGUAUAUAUUGUAAUCAGGUCACAAAAAACAAAACAUAUGAAAAAUCCCGAAUUUCUGAAGAGAAGAAAGCUACUGAGUUUCUUGUACAAACCCAACACUUACAGGAUGAAGUGUAUACCAGCACCUGUCACCUCACUGAUGUGAAAGGAGUGAUUGAAGCUGAUCUCUUAUACCAUAACUAUUGUUACAAACAAUACAGCCAUAAAUACCAGAAAAGUACUGAUUCAAAUUCUCUUCAUGAUAAAUCAAAUAUGUAUGAUGUAUUUAAUGAUGUCAUCAAUGAAAUUCAACAAGACUUGAAUACAGGAAAAGCCUUCUCUGUAUCAGAGAUUUGCAAAGAGAUCGGUGACCGCCUUCGACGUAGCCCUGUUCAAGGGCAACUUGUCACCAAAUAUUUGCGUAAGCGAUUUGGUGAAGAUGUCACAUUUAUAAAGCACAGCAAGAGGCAGUCUCAGGAUUUUCUUCUGGCAAGCAAGAUAGAUGCUGUAAAAUUGGUAAUUAAUCAUUUAUAAUUUAAAAGUACUUAUUCAGUGUGUCAAAUAAGUCCCGCCCCCCCCCUCUACAGCCAAGACCUUAAUAGAUGGUACCUAGUGUGAUAUACCAAUGGAAAGAUCAUCCAAAGUUACGUUAACUCACCAACUCUCAAGUAUUUUGGAUGAAAUUUAUCUAUAUUUUGAUAGUAUCCUUUAUAGUUAGUGUACUCUCUUCCAAUGGCCCUUUUUGCGUCAAAAUGAGAAGGAUUUGACCUAAAAAAUAUUGGCAUUCCACCUGUUACCAAAGAGUUUUCACUAUCACUAUCACUAUCCUCACCCCUCUAUUUUCUACACACAUACCCCUAUCCAGAAAUUGGUUGAAUUUACAGCCAAACACAAAAUGUUGACAUUUUGGGUUCCUUUGACUUCUGAUGCCCGAUUCUAAAAACCCUGCCUAAAAUAUGUAAAAUUGCCAUGUUUUUAGGUCUAUGGUCACCUCAAUUGAUACAAUGUAGCAAUUUGUAACAUUGAUUGACAGGUUUCAGCUAUAUGCCAAUCAACGUAACUUUGGACAAUCUAUCCAAUGAUAUAUCACACUUGAUACCAUAUAUCUUGGUUUUGGCUGUAGAGGGGGGACGGGACUUAUUUGACACCCUGUAUGUUAAGGUAAUUCUGUAUGAUAAAAAUUUUG